Molecule: messenger RNA, 2315 nt
Organism: Chionomys nivalis (European snow vole)
Lineage: Eukaryota; Metazoa; Chordata; Mammalia; Rodentia; Cricetidae
Gene: Gpr132
Product: G protein-coupled receptor 132
Exons: 3
Coding region: 109-1227 (372 amino acids)
Biological process (GO): G protein-coupled receptor signaling pathway; G1/S transition of mitotic cell cycle; negative regulation of G2/M transition of mitotic cell cycle
Cellular component (GO): membrane
Molecular function (GO): G protein-coupled receptor activity
Source: RefSeq, a predicted model, not a curated record
GGUGCUCAGUGCUGCCUCAGGACGGGCCUACUCAGUGCUGCCUCGGGACGGGCUUGGGUUCUUUUAAGCCACCUUCAUAAGGGGCACAAAGUCCACAUUGGAGCCACCAUGAGAUCAGAGCCCAUCAGGGCAGCAGGGAACACCACGCUGGGGGUCGUCCCGUCCCCUGAGACCUGCCACACAUCCUAUGAGGAGAGCAGAGUGGUCCUGGUGGUGGUGUACAGUGCCGUGUGCAUGCUGGGCCUACCGGCCAACUGCCUGACGGCGUGGCUGACGCUGCUGCAGGUGCUGCAGAGGAACGUGGUGGCCGUCUACCUGUUCUGCCUGUCCCUCUGCGAGCUGCUCUACAUUAGCACGCUGCCACUUUGGAUCAUCUAUAUCCAGAACAAGCACAGCUGGAACCUGGGCCCGCAGGCCUGCAAAGUGACCGCUUACAUCUUCUUCUGCAACAUCUACAUCAGCAUCCUUUUGCUGUGCUGCAUUUCCUGCGACCGCUACAUGGCGGUGGUCUACGCACUGGAGAGCCGAGGCCACCGCCAGCAGAAGACGGCCAUCUUCAUCUCUGCGUGUGUGUUUGUUCUUGUUGGGCUCGUUAACUAUCCAGUGUUUGACAUCACGUUGGAGAAGAACUCCUGCUUCGAGCCCCAGAGGAUGAGCAGCAGGAUAGCCAGCUACCACUACGUGCGUUUCACCUUUGGCUUUGUCGUCCCUCUUGGGAUGAUCACAUUCACCAACCACCAGAUUUUCAAGAGCAUCAAGCUGAGCACGAGCCUGAGCGCGGCCCAGAAGGCGAGGGUGAAGCACUCCACCAUCGCGGUCGUCACCAUCUUCCUGGUCUGCUUCGCCCCCUACCACCUGGUGCUCCUCAUCAAAGCUGCCGGCUUUUCCUACUACCAAGCAGACGGGGCUGCCGUGUGUGACUUUGAAGGCAGACUGUACACAGUCUCUGUGAUGUUUCUGUGUCUGUCCACAGUUAACAGUGUGGCCGACCCCAUCAUCUAUGUGCUAGUUACGGACCAUUCUCGGCAAGAGGUGUCCAGGAUCCACACAGGGUGGAAGAAGUGGUCCACAAAGACAGAUGUUAUAGACUUAAAGGACUCCGAGGAGGCACACUCGCCCACAGCAACCCCCUACACCUUCCCCAAGCCUGUGUACCCUCCAGGGUCACAGCUGGAUGAGCUGGGCUUACAGGGCUCCCCAGAAAGACUGUCUGAGGAAUUCUGCUAAACGCAUUAUACCUCAGUGGAGGAUGCUAAGCCUUGAAACCAGCACCAGCCACGUAUCUGUGGUCCUUUGAGCCACUGUCUAGGGUGUCCGCAGCACUGUAGAUUCCUUUCUGGAAGGCAUACUGCUGAUCUUUCUUCCUAAGGCCACUCAACUCUGUAAAUAUCUAUUCCUCGGAUGUCCAGAACCUCCGGGCUCUCCUGCAUGGGAAGUGGCAGUGUUCUGAGAGCAGCAAUCAUACCUGCAGGCUGCCAGGGACUCAGGGAGCACGUGGCUGGCAGGAGAGCUCGUCAACAGCAGCUUGCUCUGCAGGCCUCCCGACAGCCAUCAGCAGGCUACUUGGCAGAGCCCUGGACAAUGACUUUAUUUUCUAUGUGUCUCCUGCAUUGUCCAGUGGCUACUGUGGUGUAUAUUGGGGCUUUUCCACAGAGGGAGACAUGGCCUGCAUCCAGGGUUACCAUCAUGGUACCUAGAGCUGUGACACAGCCAAAGAGCCAUGGGGCAAUAGGAGUCCAACCCCAGGGUCUCCCAUUGGAGUUGGUUCUACGUUGACAUAAUUGUCUAUUGGAGGAGCCAUGGGGCAUGGUGGCCAUUUACUCUAGGUCCUGGUAGCCCCAUAUAUCCUCCCUAGGGACCCCUCUGCCAUCUACAUUAGAAGUGCUAGUGGGUACCCCAGAAGAGAUUGGCAUAGCUGCUACCGGAUAAGGGGGUGUCUGGCAUCUGGCAUGCCUUUCUUUACCUUGCAGCUUCUGGCCUUGGUGUCACAGGGAAAGUGGGCUGGGGCUCCUGAAAAAGCAAGUUAGGGGCAAGGCUCUCUGCCCCAUUGGAUCGGAGACGGAGACCUCGGGGCUCUGAGUCAAAUCCCAGCUCCUCCAUAAAGAGCCUUAUCUCGGUUCAGUCAGACCCAUGCUUUUGUUGGUUACCUCACCAUGUUACUCGCUGCUGGACUGAGCCCCUCCCCGAGGAGACUCCUGACAUACACGGAGGGCAAGGGCUAGAGACGGUGAGCACAGCAGGCUUUGGGGCCAGCUCCUCUGAAGCCCGCACGUUAUAGAAGCUCCACAGAGACAAAUAAAUGACAUCCACGGUUA